AUGGCUACAUUAGAUAGAAUGAUAAUUGAUGAUCGUGACUUGGCAAACCGAUAUUUCGGUGAUAAUAAUCUAGAUGAUUUCGACAAUGAUCAAUAUCUAUUUUCAAAACCAUCAACAAAUAAAACAGAACCGUUUAAUUUAAAACCUGUCGGUGAACAACAAUCAUCAAAUCAAGAAAAUGAUAAUGUAGGAUUAUUUGGACGACGAGUUUAUUUAGAAUCACCUUCACUUGACAAUAAAGAAGAUGAUAUAUACAGAUAUGUACCAAGUCGUUUGAGUGAUCAUCAAACAUCAAUUAUUGGUACAUCAUCGGUUCCAGCACCUACGGGUGAAGCACUUAUAGAUUCACUUGAUUUCGAAUUAGAUUUUCUUGGUGCAACAAAUACACGAGCUGCAAUACCAUAUCGAGCAAAUCCACAUUUAUUACAAGAAACAAAACCAUCAGCACCAUUGAUGCAAUUGACGAAUCCUGUAGAACAAACUCCAAUGACAAAUAUACGAAGAGCUGAUCCUCGACAGGAUCCCCUUCUUGGUCCACUACUUGCUGAACUUGAUUCCAUGUCUAACCAACAAAGUUUACCACAAUCACAACCGGUACCUAUGCAACGACGAAAUUCAGUACCACACGAAUCCAAUGUUAGUCGAUUACCUGGUCUAUCCAAUCAGGCAUUAACCACUACAAAUAAUCGUGCUGUUAACGAUGCAUUAUAUGACGCGCAACUGUACGAUUCUCUCGAUCCUCGAAAUCAGCAAGAUCUUCAUGUUCGUCAACGACAGUCAAUAAUACUUUCUGCACCAAGUAUAAACUCAUCAAAUCAAGCUCAUCUUAGGUCUCAACCACAAAUUCAUCAACCCCAACCCUCACAGUAUCAGCAACAACAGCAGCAGCAGCAGCAGCAACAACAACGACAAUACCAAAAGCAAUUACCACCUCGUACAUCAGAUAUGAAUAGUACUGAUAUAUUUUUACCGUCAUCCUACAACAAUAACGGACCGGGAUCAUUUUUAAGUAAUUUCGGUCCAGACGAUCAAUUAUUUCAACAACCAUUGUUUAACGCUAUCGGGCAAAACUAUGUACCCAAUGCAAGACCACCACCUCCCCCUCAAUCACAACAGCAACCAUAUGGACAACGAGAUAUAACUUUUGAUAAUUCAUAUGCGCGAUUGUCUCCACCACAUCGUCCAGUGUAUGCACCUCCACAACAGCCUCCAAAUAAUAAUAAUAAUCCAUAUCAACAACAGCAACCACCUCCACCACCUUCUUUUCGACCAACAAACUAUACUACUAAUAAUAAUGGCAAUGACAAUGAUCCAUAUGGUGACUAUCAGGAUGAAUAUGCUACUUCUCAAUAUCAACGUGCUCCACCUGCUCAAAAACAACAAUAUCAAAGACUUCCGCAACAACAACAACAGCAGCAGCAGCAGCAACAAAAUUUCGAUGAACAAAUUCCACGCACAAAUUAUAAUCCAAAUAAUCAAGAACUGUUUUUUACUGAUCAUAAUGACGAUCAACUUGAUCAAAUUUCUUUUCGACAACAAGAACAACAACAACAACAAGGAUUAUCGACAUCGAAUCAGCGUCAUGUCGAUCAACAACAUGAACAAGACUCAAAACGACAAGCUAUUUGGAAUGACUUACAACGUACAAACGCUAAAGUCCAAGAAAAAAAUGCAAAAAAACGUGAAUCAGCAAAUCGUCGUGAACAAUUAUUGAAAGGCGUCUACACUACAAGUAAUGCAUGGAAUGGGAAUGGGAAUGGUAGUCAACAAUCGUCUGCUGAAUCGAAACAAGGCGGAAAUUCACUACCAGUACGUCGUCCACCGCCGGUACCUGUUUCAAAAACAAAUUAUAUCGAUGAUAAUAUUGAUAUGAUUAAAAACAAAGAAAACUUUUAUCAUCGCUAUCCGGCGAAAAAAUAUGAAAAUUUAUAUUCAAAACGGAAAGAUCUUGUUGGAGGCGGAAAAAAUGAACAAAAUGAGAACCAACAUUCACAAAAUGAGUUCGAUCAAGCGCAAUCAACAACUGUAAUUAAUGAUUCUGCAGUUCCAUAUCCUAAUGCACAACAUCGUUCUAGUUUACCAGUAACAAUUAAUUUAAAUCCAGGUGAUAAAUCACAGACGGGAAAUCUUCCAGCAACUGUUACCAUACCUCUCGACAGUCAUGUUAGUCGUGUUGGUGAUAAAAUAUCAGUGAAUAUCGAUUUACGUCUUGUUGAUUUACAAAAUAUUAAACAACAACAACAACAGCAACAAAAUAACGAACAUCCAGAUUGGUCUGGUCUAGAUCCUUUAGAUAGACAUAUACGAAAAUUAGAACGUAGUAUUGAUCAGACUUUACCAAAUACGCAUUCACCAACUGACCGAAGUCCAACAUCAACAAAGCCAACUGUUAAUCCAUCUAUAGGUCGUUAUGGUAAAUAUACAUCAGGCGUUGGUCAAGCUGGAUAUCAUCCACCUAGUUAUGCUAGUGAAUAUCAUCCAACAAGUUAUACUAGUGAACAAUAUACCUAUAGUGAUAAAGGACGAGAAGAAGACUCUUAUUUGGCUAAAAUGAAUCAUAUUAAAAGAGGACCAAACUUUAAACCGUAUACUGGUCGUGAUUAUGAACAAUUCAAAAAGAAUAAUGGAUUUGGUAGUGGUUAUCUUGGUUUUGAUUUUGACAAUCCUAAUUAUAAAGAAAAAAAUGAUAAACUAUCGAAAACUAAAGAAUACGCACAACAAGUUGAAACUCGUAAUAAGAAAAUAUUAGCUGAAGCUCCUCGUCGUACAUUAUCAGAUACACGUAUUCCAACUGAACAUUCGAAAACACAACGAGCUCUUGAUUACGCUCGUGUUUCAACUCGCCAUAAGCCACCAUCAGGUACAUCGACUCGCUCAACCCCACCUGAUAUGAACGGUGCCGGUCCUAUUCGACCCCGACCAACUGAAGUUCCUAAUCGUCCACCACCAGUACAAAAACAAACAAAUAAACCAGUACAAAAUGGUGACAAUGAACUUGUUGAACGUUUAGCUCUUCGUCAUGAACGUGAUAAAGCUCAAGUACACGGGAUUUUAAAUCCUUCACAAAAACGACGUGAACAACUUUUUGACGAUAGUGAUCGUCAUGUUAGUGAUAUUGAAAGAUUAGCACAAGAUCGAGCGCAUCAACGACGUCUAUCACCACCAAAACAAUUACCUCCAACAGGAUUACCAACAAAUGGUAAUGCUCGACGACCAUUAAGAUUUGAUAAACCACUUAUUGCUGACGAUGUACCCUAUACUCCACAACAACAACCUCAACAGCAUCAUCACCAACAGCAACAACAACAACAGCCAUAUCGUCCUGCUCAACAACACCAACAACAACCACCACCACCACCACCACAAUCAUCACGUGUCGAUGAAUUAGCAAAUCGACAUAAUGACGAAAAGAUGCUUAUGGAUGCUAUUCGUCAAGAAUUAAGUGAACGUCCAUUAGCUGACGAUGAAGAACUUAUUGUCGUUGAACAAUAA
Messenger RNA from Rotaria socialis, 3492 nucleotides. Lineage: Eukaryota; Metazoa; Rotifera; Eurotatoria; Philodinida; Philodinidae. The record is from the annotation of a GenBank genome assembly.